Salvia splendens (bonfire salvia) is the source of this 1511-nucleotide messenger RNA. RefSeq names its product putative F-box protein At3g16210. The record is from RefSeq and is a predicted model, not a curated record. NCBI's taxonomy places the organism in Eukaryota, Viridiplantae, Streptophyta, Magnoliopsida, Lamiales, Lamiaceae. The transcript has 2 exons. Gene Ontology annotation, molecular function: protein binding. The coding region runs from base 213 to 1397 and encodes 394 amino acids.
UUCAAUAUGUACAUAAACCUAAACGAACAAAGCCCAUUCAAUAUCUACAUAGCCUAAAUAGAGAGAGACGCCUUACUUUCUCUCUCUCAAUCGGCGCUCCACUCCCUCUCUCUCAAUCGGCGCCUCGUCCUAUCUCUCUCAAUCGGCGGAUUCCGAAUAGGAUUAAUCGAGCUUUUCUUCAUCUGCUAAUCUCGUAUUGUUUUCGGGUAUUAAUGAAGAUUUUGGAAGGGGAUUCUGAGUGUGGCAUAAUGAAUAAAAGUGCCAAAAAGAAUCGUUUAUCUGUAAGAAAAGAAACGAAACUGAGAGAUAAUUUGUUUGCAAAUCUACCGGAAGAGAUUACGUUAGAGAUCUUACGAAGACUCACCAUUAGGAGCGUUAUGACAUGCAAGUGUGUUUUUAAAUCAUGGCCCCAUCUAAUUGAGGGGGGUGGCUUUGGGAUGUCGUAUACUCCGAAACCAGACCUUUUUUUCGUGUAUGGAGACAUGGAAAUGCGUUACGUUGUCUGCGAUGAGGCCUUAAAGCCACUUUUCCGAUUCGGUUCGCCUUCUCAUAAUCAAUUUUCUACUGCUCACUAUCGUGUUAUGGUUGCUUCAGCUAAUGGUUUGCUUUCAGUCUGGGAUCAACGGGAUAACAUUCUAUUUAUAUGCAAUCCAAUGACUCGUGAGCAUGUCGAGCUCCCUCCUCUAUCUAAGUACAAAAAAAAUUAUUCCUUUUCGGGAUUUGGAGUGAGCAAAACACGUGGCCAAUAUAAGAUUGUAUAUGUUGAUAUAGAUAGCUGUUGGGUAUACACUCUAGGAACAGGGUCGUGGAGAAGCAUUGAAGCAUUUAAUCCAGGCAUUUUUUCGCUGGAUUUUGAUACUGCUGCAUUUUUUAAUGGAAAUCUUCACUGGUUGACAUAUGAUUCGAAAGAAAAUCGCUUUAUUUGUUGCUUUGAUUUGGAAACUGAGCUCUUUACCCGUUUUUACCUUCCUCGUGAGUUCAAUAGCGAUACAUAUCUCUACAAGCGGAUAUAUAUUUUUGAGGGUCGGCUAUGCUUAUGUGGUAUUUUAGAUUUGCGUCAUAUCGUUAUUUGGAUGAUGAACAACUAUGGAGAUGAUAAUUCUUGGAUAAAGGAAUAUAGCUUUGAUAUGCCCGCAGAUUAUUCAAAAAUGCGCGGGCUCAAAGUCUUGGUGAAUGGUGAGUUGUUGAUAGCAAUACCAGGUUUUUAUAUGUGCACAACUCAUGAUCGACUUUUUUUUAUCGACCCCAAAAACACUGAAGCUCCGGUGGCAUAUAAGACAUAUGGUCAUUUGGAACAAAAUUAUUCAUCCAAUAUUGCUGCUUAUACCCCAAGCUUAAUUUCGCUCACCACCAUGGGGUGUCAUAAUGUUCAGCCGUUAAAUUUUUUGUACUAUUAGUUAAACAUAUAAAUAGUUUGUACUUGUGUAUUUCUAGCUUAGUUAUGUGAUUCUUAUUUGCAUAAUCGUAAACUUCUUUGCUAUCUAUAAAAUUUGUCAACGUUUGUUAUUUAA